GAGUCACGUUAGACCUCAUUUUCUAUUCUUGUAUACAAUAAAAUAUAUUGGACUAAAAUACAAAAAGUAUGCUAUAUUUUUAUAUCGAUUUAAGCUAGAUCUAAAUGGAUUUAGGGCACGUUUUUAAACGUGAAUGAUUUGAAAGUAAAUAAUCGAAUGUAAUACAGUCGGUUAUAUUGAUUAAAAAAGAACAAAAACAACAUGUUACAGAAUAUUGGAUGUACAUGGAAUCAAAUAAGGCCUAUUAUAGGGAAACUAAAUCGAGUGAACCAGUUCUUGCUUGAUGUACAUAAAGAAGAAAUAUGUGUAAGCCGGGCUCGUUCUUACGCAGAAAUGUGUGAUAUAGGAACAGCGGUAAAUAAAAUGGUUACUUCAAUUGUUCGUAAAGCGUUCGGAAACGACCAGCUGUUCAACAUUCCAAGAAAACAGCUUUCAAGACACGUCCAGGGAGUGGGCAGCUUCUUUGAACAGACUAAAAUUGUAGACCUGGACGAGUUUGAUUAUACUAUUUUAUUACCAUAUUUUAACGAGAGUAAUAUUAGAGCUGUGAAGCAUUUACAUACACCUUACUUUGUGUGUAAGCACGGAGUCCCGAAACACACCUCCGCGUUUGUCGAACUUGAGUAUAUUGGAAGAGAUAAAGAGAUUCUAACUGAGAAAGAACUGCUCACUACAAUUGAAUCAAAGAAGUACAUAAUAGCUUGCGGCCUUCAUUCUCUAGCAAGAGAAAUGAUUGAUAAAUGUUUAUCAAAUGAGGAACAUAAAGUGUCACCGAUUGUCCGAGAUACUGGAACAUUGAAGAUAAACAAGACUGACUUUGGAAACAAGUUGCUUGCAAAUGGACCAGCUUUAAAAUUGUGUUUAAAAUGGCUGCAAAAGCAAGGCAACAGAGAUCUUAAUAUUACUGUGGAUUUAGUUCCAGCUAUUAGGUUGAAUCCGACGCCAGAUAUUUUUGAUAACAUAACUGCUCCUGUGUUUAUGAGAAAUGAAAUAGAACAUUACGGGGGCUGUUGCCUUAUCCCCAAAAACAAACCACAAUUGUCUGUUGACUUUUUGAUUUCAUUCAGUCAAAUCGAAUCAGCGAUAAUAAUAAAGCUUAAACAAGAAAACUCACCCUGGUUUUUCUGUUAUAUAAUAUUGAAAUUCAUCUUCUGGAACGACACAAAGUUGACACAAUUUCCAUCAGCUCAUUUAUUUUCUAGCUAUGUCCUGAAAUCCCUUCUUUUGCAAGAAGCGUUUUCAUGUAAAGAAAGGGACAUCACUCUUGUGGAAUGUUUACUAAGGAUGCUGGAUACUCUUCAAAGGUACACUGAUACGUCAGAUGUUGGACUUAUGGAUCAUAUUCAAGUGAGGUCGGUUUGGUUUAUGGACAGUGUAAUCGGAUGUAGAAGUGUAAACGAGCGUUUUGAAAAAGGGGAACUCGUAAUCAUUCAUGAUGUUCUUGAACAAAUCAAAAACAUGCUAAUUAAUAUUGACAGAGAUUGUGAUUAUGAAUACGCACGUUAUAAAAUGGUAUUUUUAGAUAUUGUCCAGUCUUUGAGCAAAGAAUUAUAUCAUUUGAAUCAGGAGAGAAAGUCAAAAUAUUCACAAACGUAG
This is a messenger RNA of Ruditapes philippinarum (Manila clam), 1596 nucleotides long. RefSeq lists its product as uncharacterized. The transcript is spliced from 2 exons. The coding region runs from base 202 to 1596 and encodes 464 amino acids. The record is from RefSeq and is a predicted model, not a curated record. NCBI's taxonomy places the organism in Eukaryota, Metazoa, Mollusca, Bivalvia, Venerida, Veneridae.